Molecule: messenger RNA, 954 nt
Organism: Blastomyces dermatitidis ER-3
Lineage: Eukaryota; Fungi; Ascomycota; Eurotiomycetes; Onygenales; Ajellomycetaceae
Exons: 1
Coding region: 130-369 (79 amino acids)
Source: RefSeq, a predicted model, not a curated record
UUUUGGGUGGACGUGAAACCUAGAAAUGCAGCGGUGAUGUCUCCAAUCAAGUCAAUUCUCGAAAUGACUCUUGAUCCUUGGAAUUGAAAAGGACUUUGUCCGUCUUCACCCAUUGCCUACACUCUUAUCAUGUCCGCCGAGAAAAAACACUCUGUGUCAUCCGAAGAUUAUGAUCCUGUUAUUUUCGAGGCAAUCAAAGUCAACGCAAACGAACGAAAGGAGCUCUCCACUUCGAGAAAAGCUGCCCAGCAAGCUCGGUUUGCGAGAGGGGCAGAGGAAUUGGAUAAUGCGGUAAAAAGGGCUGUCGAUAAAGAUGUUAUUGUGGCGGCGGGGAGAAUAGGCGAGACUAGUGGAAAUAAUCCAAAAUAAUCGAAGAGGAAUAUGGGAGAAGAGGUAUCGCGGCUCAUAUCAAUGCUGAUUUUGCACGCUCAAACCUGUCUAGGUCGUUUUUGAGCCCUUCGUUGACCUCCUUGUCCUCCACCCCGAAUAGCUGUUGAAGUCGCUCGUUAUACUCCAUCUUAUCUUUGACUUAGCCUUCAGAAAUCCCGCUGCGUCGUGCGUCCAAUGUUGAUAUGUUGUUAGAAGAAAUGGAACUCUGUCCAUGUCCACCAUUGUAAAUUGGGGUUGGAUCCGUGCAUAGAAGAAGACUUUGCUGAGGCCGGACGGGGACUGCAGUGCUAAAAUGUACCAGAAAGAACCAGUGUCCCAGGACCUCUUCAUGACGGAGGAACACUGCAUGGAGUGGGAUGGGUGAAUCUUGUGCUCCUGCUCUUUAAACACCUCCACAAACUCCUUAUGACGCUUGCUGUACUUAUCAGGGCUUAUUUCAUCCCCAGUCUCGCCAGUUAGCCAGUAAGGCAGCUGCAAGAAUUCCAAUGGUUGCGCAAAUGGCCCACUCAAGAUCAAUCAGAUACUUGAUAUUCCAGUCGUCAUCAAUAAGAAUGUUGCUUGCGU